Molecule: messenger RNA, 25734 nt
Organism: Bombus terrestris (buff-tailed bumblebee)
Lineage: Eukaryota; Metazoa; Arthropoda; Insecta; Hymenoptera; Apidae
Product: microtubule-associated protein futsch
Exons: 11
Coding region: 819-20969 (6716 amino acids)
Biological process (GO): dendrite development; axonogenesis; microtubule cytoskeleton organization
Cellular component (GO): cytosol; microtubule associated complex; synapse
Molecular function (GO): microtubule binding; actin binding
Source: RefSeq, a predicted model, not a curated record
AUCGCAGUCUGUUAGAGAGCCGGCAGCCCGCAACGCGAGAGUUGCUGCCGAGUCAAUUCGAGUUUGAAAUAUCGUUUGAUCGAAACAGACAGAGAGAAGAGACAUUUCGUGAAUUCGUAGUAAAGAAACUCGGAAACGACGGAAUCGUUGUUAACCCGGUCCCUAGAUAAAGAAGGGACAGUCAUCAUCUCGUAUUCGUUCCGAUCUACGUUUAGUGUCGCUGUGUCCUACAACGGUUCUCUCACGCCACCCUCUUUGCCACCGUAUUCGCGAACUACUCGGUCUCCUGUCGCUCUCCAUUUGCCCCUCUUUUGCUAACCUAUCUCUCCCUUUCUCUUUUCUCUAUCUCUUUCUUUCUAUCUUUCUCUCUUUCUCUCUCUCUCUAUCUCUCUCGGUCUUUAAACGCAACAUCGAAUACGAAAGAAACGGAGAAAUUAAAGCGUUCGCACGAAGAAGUAGCCUGUUAAGAUAACAGACUGUUUUCGAUUGCUUCUCUGACGGAUAUUAUUCACGUUGUUUUCUACGUGGAAAGAAUACCGUUCCUGGAUUGUACAUAUAUCGAAAGAUCGAACAAUUAAAACUGGAUAAUCGUGUCACGUAACGAGUUAGCUAGCCCGAAUUUGGAUCAAUGAUCUAAUGUUGUACGGAGAAGCUCGGAUCCUGCGCAUUCGGCGAUAGGACAUAGCCCUACCGCUUUUCAGGAAAAGGGUCGUGCAAAUCCUGCGCAAUACUUAACGCCAACACUGUCCGCAUGAAAUUGCGGUGUGACGACGCGGUGACCUUUUCAUAAAAUCUCUUCGAAAUUUUGUUGCCUCGCAAUGAGUACCACGGAUCCUACUGGAGAGGGCGGAGGGGGAGGGGCAACGACUACAAUAUCACCAAACAUUGAACAGAAUGUAUCUCCGAUUAUACCGGUGACCGGUAGUGCGGUGCAACCAGGCUCUCAACAACAGCAUCCACCACCGUCACCACUAAGUGGUUGUUACCUUCUCGUUGUGCUUCCAGAGCCUCAUACCACGCAGCAUAAAGAUCUCAUCUUAAAUCGUCUCGCAAAAGGUUUCUUGUCGUGGGAUAAGGAUAGCUGUCACGUAGAUUUAGAAAAAGAAUUACUGGCGUUGGUAGCGCAAGCUCCGGAAGGGGAAGAAGCAAGAAAUGGCGAACGACUGAUCCAAUACGCUACCGAGAACCUCGUUACCGAAGUUCUGAUUCACCCGCAAACGAAUACACUGUUACAAUGUAUCCGUAACCUUCUCGCAAGCUUUACAAAACACCGACACAUUAUACACGGUGGCUAUACCUUCAGUGGAAAUGGUUCCUGGAUACUGCAAGAUGGAACCUUUAGCCUUGCCGAUUUCCUGGAUGCGUUCAGUGAACACGAAGUGCAAAGAGUUCUUCGUGCGUAUGAAAACAGUGUCACGGUAGACAUUCAUUGCGCGAGUGUCGGCGAUUGGACAACAAACAGACUUUCCAAAGAAGCUUGUACUAGACCUUGCCGAGUAAGAGUAAAUCCCGAUGACGUUCUCACCGCUGGAUUACCAGCCAUCGCGAGUUUCACGAAUUACAUUGGACAAUAUUUGGUUGCCCAGACACUGGACCAACUUAUGGAACCAUCCGAUGUCGUAGGCAACAUAAGAUUUAGUCACCCAACAUUGUAUGUCUUCCCUGGCGGUCAAGGUGAUGCCGCGCUCUUCGGCAUAAAUGGUUUUAACAUGUUGGUGGACGGUGGUUUCGCCAGAAAGGCCUGUUUUUGGGACUUUACUAGACACUUGGACCGCCUCGAUGCGGUCUUAGUUACUAGAAUAAAUAAUAGUAAUGUUGGAGGCAUGUCCAGUGUGCUCCGCAAGAAGAAAGAAAUGCACGUCUAUCCUCAAAUCGGACAUUUCUUCUGCAACCUAAUCGAGAGAAGACAAUCCAAUUCACCGGACGGGGACAAAGAUAUCGAUCCUCUGAUACUAAAUCUCACCGAUAUUGGCCAAGAGAUGGUUGUCAAUCUGCGUCACAUCAGCCUGCGAGCGCAUCCGUGCUACAGAGACCCAGAUCCGAUCAAUCUCUAUCAUAAAGUAGGUCACGGCACGUUGGACAUGUACGUGUUAAGCCCCAGCAAGGAUAGUCGCGAAGUUAAAGAAUUUCUGGCGAGAUGGCACGCCGCCGAUUCGAAACUUUUUGCCGGUGGUCACAAGAAAGACUCGAACAAUUUAACCUUCCCGAUCCAGAAUUUGGUCUCCAUAUGCGCGUUAUUAGUCUGGCAACCCGCAAACCCUGAAGACACAAUUACGAGAAUAUUGUUUCCUGGAAGUACGCCUCAACAGAAGAUCUUCGAAGGUUUCGAACGAUUGAAACACCUGGAGUUCCUAAAGCAUCCUGUUUGUUCUGCAAAGAGCCUCUCGCCGUCUGCGUCUUUAGCUACCCUGCGAGACAAACCCACGAAACAGAAAUUGGGCCUGAUUAGCGAAAAAGAAGCUUCGAAGAAGUUAGGCACAGAGGCGAAGAAAGAGAAAAAAGAAUCGCCUGAAAUAAAAACGAAAGCUACAGAUGAAUUACCUCCAAAGACGCAAGCGACAUCAAUUAUUCCUACGAAACCUGUUAAAGCUGAAACGAAGCCUAAGAAAAUAGUGGAGAACAAGAAGAUAGAGGUGGAGAAGGAGAGUAAAAAGAUAGAAAAAGAAGCGAAGGAAGCGAAGAAGGAGAUUGUAAAGAAGGAUGUUGGCAAGGAGAAGCCAGAAAAGAUAGAAGAGAAAUUAGAGAAACGCGAGGAGGAUGUCCAGAAGAAGAUCGAGCCUCCGAAAGAAACAGAAAAGAUAACUCCACCGACGAAGGAAUCAAAACCAAAAGAAGUAGCCAAAAAGAAAGAAUCGAAAGAACCAAAGGGCGUUAAACCAGGAAAAAUUGAAACAAAAGCAAAGGUAACCGAUAAAAAAGUGAAACAAUCUCCCGUAGAAAAGAAGGACGCUGGAAUGAUAGUAAAAUCUUCUCCAACGACCCCUAAGAAGACUAUAAACGGAGUUGCCACAAAGACAGAGAUAUCGAAAGUGAGCGUGACUAAAGCAAAGACCCAGAAGGCAGCAGCUGCACCACCAGCGAAAAGCACUAAGGAUGCAAAUAAUAGAAAAGUACUUGAACAGAAGAAUAUCGAAUCGGCUAUAACCACUGGCAUGGUCAAAGUACCAGCCAAACCAAAACCAAUGGACAGAAAACCGCUUAGCCGUCGACCAAAACCAGUUAGUCCGAGUAAAGUUCGAGUAUCUGGUAGUCCAGCGAAGUCGACUCGUAGCACUCCAACAACCUCUGUUAAGUCUGACAAGGAUGGCGUCGUUCGCAAAGCGAAGAGCGACAAAGGUACUGCCGAUUCUUCAACUGUAUCCACACCAUCUGGAAUCGAAGCUGAAACAGGAGCUAGGCUCGUAGAGAAGAGUCUAAUGGAACAAUCGGAAGAUAUUUCUUUGGAUUCUAUCGAAAGCAAAGUGUUGGCUGAUCUAAAGGAAGAAAGAGAAGUAGUCGAAGAGAUCGAAGCAGUGCUUAAAAAAGCAGAUCUUAUCGAAGAAACACGAAAAGAUGAUCGUUCCGAAGGAGAUGAUGAAAUCACAGCAGAACUUACUGAUAAGAAAGAAGAAGAUAUCACGGACGAUGACAUAAUCGAAGCUGACAUGGAAGAUGCACUUAAGAGAGAACUUAUCGAUGAGUAUUUGAUCGUUGAAAAAGAGGAAGAUUAUAUAGAAGACUCUACUCAGAGCGGGGAAGGUGAACAGAAGCAUAUUUUGGACGAGGCUGAAUCUGAGAAGGCGAAGAUGCUAAAGGAUAUGGAGCAGGUGAAGGAAAAAGGUGCCGAGGAAGAAGUGGAGGAGAAAGAGAAGGACGAGAGCGUAGAGAAGCGUGAAAAACCAUUGGAAGAGAAGGAGGCAAUAUUGAAAGCCGAAGAAGAGAAGGCGGUGCCAAUUGAUUUGUCACCAGAUCGUAGGGAGCAAUUGGAAGAAGAGGCUAAAGAAAUAGUUGCCCCCGCAGCAGAAAUAAUCCAACAAAAACCAGAAGAGAAAGACGAUUCCGGUAAGAAGGACAGCGAGGACAUUACCAAAGAACCUUCGAGUUUGAGCCCUGAUAAGUUGGACUCUUCCGAGAAGAAAACCACUGACACUGAUUUGAAACCCGAAGCUGACCAAAAGGAACAAAUACCAGAAAAAUUAGAAGAAUCGCAAGAACGAAUUUCAACUUUGGAAUCUGGUGCUACAACCACAGCGCCGACACUUCCAGAAGAUGAGCGUAUACCUCUGGACGAAAUCAAAGAAGAUAUCGACGAGAAACACAUUAUCGAGGAAGUGAAAGAGAAGGAUGUGGUACAGAAAGUUAAAGAAGAGGUCGUUGCUUCGCGAACCGUACCUCCAACGGUAACUACAAAACCAGACGUUCAAGUGUUUGAUGUUCGUCAAGCUGUACAGUGUCUUCAACGCGACAUUGUAAAAACACCAGACGAAGUUGCUGAUUUGCCAGUCCACGAAGAGGUAGAUCCUAAAUUGUACAGAAUGGAAGAUUUCGAGAAGGACAAAGAGGAAAAACCAGCAUUGGUACAACCGCCACAGCCACAGCAAGAACCAGAGCCUCAGCCACAAGUAUCGGCACCGGUACCAAUACAUGAAGUCAAAGAACCGCCUACGCCACCUGUUAAGGAACAAAAAGGAGUUUUUAGCUUCUUCGGCAAGGUUGCUGAUAAGUUUGAAAAGGGUAUCGAUAAAUUAACCAAAAAAUCAAAGAAGGAACAAGAGAAGGACGUCGAUGAAAAGUCUUCGUCAAAGUCCAGUUCUCCGAAAGAGGCAAAGAUACAAGAGAAGACUGUGCUCGAAGAAGUCGAUGUUGAGAAAAUAUUCCUGAAAGUUGGUAAACCUACUGAGAAAGUCCAGGAAGUAGUUCCUGAAGUUGAACCGAAGAUACAAGAGAGGGCUGCUUCGAUCACAGAAGAAACCAUCGCGAUGGCUAAGGAAAAACUCGAGGGUGUGACUGUAACAGAACGUGACGUAAAAGAACUUGAAAUUAAAGAGAAAGAAAUUAAACCUACCGAGGAAGAGGCUGUGAAAGAAGAAAGGAAAUCUCCAGUGUCGGUGGUAUCGAAACCCAUUGAGGAAGAAAAAAUUGAAUUGAAAAAAGAAAUAGCGAAACCAAGCGAAGUUCCGUCGAAAGAUGUCGAGGUCGCAGAAGAGAUGGAAAAGUCACCGGAGAUUGAGAUUAAAGCUAAGAAGGAAGAGCAGCUUGCAGAAGAAGAAGCAGAAGAAAUAAAGGCACUGUUGGAAGAAGCUUCGAAGAAAUUUAAAACAGUAAAGGACAGCUUGAGGGAUUCUUUGGAGUCGUUGGAAGAGAAGAUUGCCGCUGAAACAGCUGAUUUGACACGAGAGGUACCAUUAACGAAGGAUGCCGUUAAGGACACUCUGGAAGGUGUGGUGGAGAAGCUGGAAGCGAUUAAGCCACAUAUCGAAGGCACAUCCCCCGAAAGCAAAGAACCUGAAAAGGUGAAAUUCGAAAUACCAAAAGCGGAACAUUUGGAAGAAGAAAUACCUACGAAAGACGUUAAAGAAGCUGUUCUAGACGUUGGAGAGGUUCUUGCUGGAACAGCUGGUAUCGACAUCGAGGACAAAGUUAGAGAUGUUACCGAAAUCGUGCGUAAGGUUGCCGAAGUUCUGAAAGAAGACGAUGUCUUCUCGGACAAGUUGUUGUUGAAGGAACCAAUCAAAAAGGGAGAAACUGUGUCGCCACCUAAACCUGUAGCGGAAGCUGUGUCGCCACCUAAACCUGUGGCGGAAGCUGUGUCGCCACCUAAACCUAUGGCGGAAGCUGUGUCGCCACCUAAACCUGUGGCGGAAGCUGUGUCGCCGCCUAAAGCUGUCGCGGAAACUAAGGUUCCUAUGAUACCCACGAAAGUUGGAAUUACCGAGGAAAUUUCUUUGUACCAGGAGGAAGCCGAAGAACUCGUUGCAGAAACAAAGGAAGAACCUUGUGUCCAAGUUGUCAAAGAAACAGAGCCAAUUAUAUCUCCGAAAGAAGAGAAAGAUAAGCGUGACGUUAAGGAAAUUUGCGAAGAAAUGAUGAAAGAUGUCAAAGAGAUUGCUCCUGAAGUUAAAGAUUUGUCUUUGAAGGUGGACGUACUGGAAGCUGGGGUGGAAGACGUUUGCGUGAAAGAAACUGUAAAAUCACCGAUCGAAAAAGAGGAGAAAGUUCAAACAGCUAUAGAAGAGCCUGUAAUAGGUUUCGAGCAAAAGAUUUCUCCCGCCAAAGCGGAGAUCGUAAUGGUUUCUCCUGGCUCAACACCAACUUCACCGAAAUUUGUUACAGAUAAAAUGCAGGAAAGCAAAGUGGACUUGAGUAAACAAAUUGAAAUCUCGAUUAAAUUACCCGCUGAAAUAAAAGCUAUUGUCGAUAAGGUAGAUCGUAUUGUGGAAGAGAUUAUCGAAGAACUUGUGAUUAAGAAGAAGAAAAUCACUAUUGAGAUUAUAGAAUACAUUACAAUUGUUAAAGGUGUUCCAAAGGAGCGUGUUAUCUAUAUUAUCGAAGAGAUUAUUAUAAGAAAGGGUCUUUCAAAGAAGGAUGUCGUCGAUAACGUUGAUAUCUUAAAAUUGGAAGAAUCUAUCACUCCGAAAUUGAAAAUGGAGCUUGAAGAGUAUAUUAUCAAUGAAUACAUAAAAAGAGGAAAAUGCAUAACUAUCGAAAUCGUCGAAGAAAUUUCCAUCAAGAAGACUGUCCCGAAAGUGAUCAUAAUUCGUAUUAUUCAGGAAAUUAUCGUUAAAAAGUUAGUCGAUGUUAAAACUGAUGGUUUGUUUGAUUCCGAACUGGAACCGAUUGAUACCAAAGCAAAGAAAGAAGAAGCUGAGAAGAAAGAAGAAACGAAGGAGGAAGAGAUCGAAGCACCAUCGAAAUUAGACAAAAAGGAAGAAAAAUUAUCACCAAUCGAAGUUAUAUCGGUCGCGAAACCAGAAAUAAAAUCUCCUGUAGAAAAAGAGAUUUUGAAGGAAAAAGAGAUCUCAAAGGAAAAAGAGAUGAAAUCACCCAAAGAAGAAGCUAAAAUUUCUGAACCACAUAAAGAAGAACUCGGCGUCGAAGAAGAAUCCGUUUGUUUGUCAGCUGAAGAAGAAGAAGAAGAUGAUUUUGUAAGUUACGUUAAAAAAUCUUCCACAAAACCGAAAGAGGUUCGUGACUAUGAGGACACAAUACUUACAAAACCGGUAUCUCUAAAAGAAAUUAUCGACAAAAGACAGGAAAAAGACAUUGGCGACGACUUUGAGGCCGUCGAACAAGAAUAUAAAGUACGUGAUGUAACUGUUACUCCUUUGGAAGAUACAUCGCGUAUUAUUUCACCAAAAUCAGACGAAUCACGCGAGCGGGAAUAUGCUGAAGAAGCUGUGGAAGAUACCAUAAGUGAAGUUAUCGAGGCUGACGAAAAAUUCGUUCACGAGACAAAGGGAAAAAUAGGGAAGACAGAAUUACCUGUCGAAGUAAAACCAGUUACAGAGAAAGAAAAGGAAGUUAAAGUAACCGAAGUACCAGAAUCUCUUGAUACCAUAGAAAAGUAUUUAGACGAAGCUAAAGAGAAGAAGGAGCAGAAGACUGAAUCACCCGAAGAACAAGUGGAUGUGAUUACAAUAGAAAAAGAAAGAAGGAAACGUUCAAUCGGUGAACUAGUGGCGGAAAAAGAAGUUAUUCAGAAAGAAUUAGAAAAGCUAGAAGAAAAAGAAUUUAAGCCAAUAGAAAAGAAGGAAGAAGUUAAACCAGUAGAAAAAGAGGAAGAAGUAAAACCAAUAGAAAAGAAAGAAGAAGAAGUGAAACCGGUAGAAAAGAAAGAAGAAGUGAAACCAGUAGAGAAGGAAGAGGAAGUGAAACCAGUGGAAAAGAAAGAAGAAGUGAAACCAGUAGAGAAGGAAGAGGAAGUGAAACCAGUGGAAAAGAAAGAAGAAGUGAAGCCAGUAGAGAAGGAAGAGGAAGUGAAACUAUUGGAAAAGAAGGAAGAAGUAAAACCGGUAGAAAAGAAAGAAGAAGUGAAACCAGUAGAGGAGGAAGAGGAAGUGAAACCAGUGGAAAAGAAAGAAGAAGUGAAGCCAAUGGAAAAGAAGGAAGAGGAAAAGGAAGAAGAAGUGAAACCAUUGGAAAAGAAGGAAGAAAUAAAACCGAUAGAAAAGAAAGAAGAAGUGAAACCAGUAGAAAAGAAAGAAGAAGUGAAACCAGUAGAAAAGAAAGAAGAAGUGAAACCAGUGGAAAAGAAAGAAGAAGUAAAACCAAUAGAAAUGAAAGAAGAAGAGAGACCGGUGGAAAAGGUGACUGAACCAAAGUCACCUGUUCAAAAGGAAAUCAUGGAUGAAAUCAAGCCUACUGAAAUUUCAUUAACAAAAGACGAGAAGCGAGAAGACAAAUUGGAGGCAGUCAUCGACGUUUCCAAGAAAAUUCCGGAAUCGGAAGUUGUUGAUCGCGUACCGAAGGAAGAACUUGUUGAAAAGAAACCGGAAAUACUUGAAGUGGAGCGUAAGAAGAGUAUUCAGGAAUUAGUUAAGAAAGAUGAGGAAGUAUCCCCCAAAGUAGAAAAGAUCGAAGAUGACAAGAAAAUAUCUCCCAAAGUAGAGAAGAUCGAAGACGAUAAGAAGGUGGAGAUGGUUGCGCCUGAAGAUUUAGCUAAAAAAGAUGAGAAAAUAUCUCCCAAAGCAGAAAAGAUCGAAGAUGUCACGAAAAUUGAGAAAGUUACUCUUGAAGAUUUAGCUAAAAAAGAUGCGGAAGUAUCUCCCAAACUAGAAAAGGUUGAAGAUGACAAGAAAGUGGAGAAAGUUUCUCCUGAAGACUUAGCUAAGAAAGAUGAAGAAGUAUCUCCCAAAGUAGAAAAAAUCGAAGAUGACAAGAAAAUUGAGAAAGUGACUCUAGAAGACUUAGCUAAAAAGGACGAGAAAAUAUCUCCCAAAGUAGAAAAGAUCGAAGACGACAAGAAAGUGGAGAUGGUUGCGCCUGAAGAUUUAGCCAAAAAAGAUGAGAAAAUAUCUCCCAAAGCAGAAAAGAUCGAAGAUGUCACGAAAAUUGAGAAAGUUACUCUUGAAGAUUUAGCUAAAAAAGAUGCAGAAGUAUCUCCCAAACUAGAAAAGGUCGAGGAUGACAAGAAAAUGGAGAAAGUUGCUCCUGAAGACUUAGCUAAGAAAGAUGAAGAAGUAUCUCCCAAAAUAGAAAAGAUCGAGGAUGACAAAAAAAUGGAGAAAGUUAUUCCUGAAGACUUGGCUAAGAAAGAUGAAGAAAUAGCUCCUAAAGUAGAGAAGAUUGAAGAUGACAAGAAAAUGGAGAAGGUUGCUCCUGAAGAUUUAACUCAAAAGGAUGAGAAAGUAUCUCCCAAAAUAGAAAAGCUCGAAGGUGACAAGAAAAUUGAGAAAGUUGUUCUUGAAGACUUAUCGUUGGCUCGAAAAGAAGAGCCACUCAAAGAGAUACCAGUUGCAGUUAAAGAAGAAAAGAAACCUGAGAAAUCGCCUGAAGAUGAUGCUGCAGCUGUUCGAAGGAUGUUAGUUACAGCAAGCAGCGAAGAUGGCGGACAAGAAAUUGAAAUUUCCCCAACUGGUACUAUCGCGCUCCAAAAAACUGUUACACCUGAUGAUUCUCUUAAAGAUGCAUCUGUCAAAUCAACAUCUGAUAAAGAUUCUUUGCUUCUAGAUAAGGACUCUCUACACUCAGAAAUCAGUUCUCCAGAAAAAGAUAGCAUUUCUGACAAGUCACCAUCAAUCAAAGAUGUCGGAAAGGUAACUCCCGAAGACAGCUUGGAUAAAUCACCGAUUGACACUCGUGACUCACGUGAUCUCGAAGACAGCUUAGAGAAGGCGGUACCUAGUAAACCAAAAGAAGCGGAGAGUAGCACUUCUCCAUCUCUGAUAGAAUCAGAAGUUUCAAAGUCUCCCAGUUUGCAACAACAAACAGAAAUUUUAGAGGAUAUGGCUAAAACCGUUCGUGAAAAAGUCGAAAAGAAAGAAUUAGAGACUAGGAAGAUUGAAACAAUCGAACCAUCUGUUGAUAUAGCCACUAAAGAAGUGGAUACCAUUGCUGACAAAAAAGAAUUAGAUGGAAAAAUGAUUAAAGAAGCGUUAGAGAAACCGAUGCUGAUUCAAGAGAAAGUUAAAGUCGAUGAUGAAAUUCGUAAGAAAAGUCUCGACAUCGUUGCAUCGAAAUCACCGGAGUCGCUUCGAUCGGAAGAUGUUUCUCCGGCGGAAACUAUUUUUGCAAAAUCACCGGAAGAAUCGGCGAAGACUUCUGAUAUGAAAGAUAUAGAACCUCUAAAGUCAACUUUCGAAACGAUAGUUCCAGAAAGAAAGAUUGGAAUGCUGGAAAGUUUGAAAACAGAAGUAAUUAAAGAAGUUGUUCAAGUUGAUAGGAAAAUUGAGAUGGCUGUAAGUGAUGAAAAAGAAGACAAGAAAGAACGUGUCGGUAUUUCACCUAAGAAAAGUCCUGAAGAGAGUCCUGAAAAGAGUCCUGAAAAGAGUCCUGAAAAGAGUCCUGAAAAGAGUCCAGAACUAAAAGAGAAACCAAUUGAUUUCGAACCUAUCAAAGCAGAAAAGAUACAACCAAUCACAGACCUUAAGCCAGCAAUUAUUACUGACCAGGACAAAUUAGGAAAGAAAGAAGCAGACAAAAAAUCUCCUUCUCCGGCACCUAGCGAUAAAGAGGAUUUGCAAGAGGUAGGCGAGGAUAAAAUGGUAGAAAAGACGAUUGUCUAUUUGACAAAGUUGGAAAAAUCUGAGAUAACUACCGUAGAAGCAGAAAAGAAGAUAGAAGAACAAGUAGAUGUUUCUAAACGUCAGGCUGAAGAAUCCAAGAAAAGAAAAACACCAGAGGAACCUAGAACUCCAACUACAAGUCCCGUUCUUGAACAACCUACGAAAGCAGACAUCACAGAAAUUCCCAGUGCAAAACUAGAUUUAAGAGAAGUUGAUGAUAAACAAAAAUUACCGAUAGAAUCAGAGGCAUCUUUGGAUGUAUCAAAGCGACCCAGUAUUCCUACUGAACCGCGUGAGUGGAAAGAGAUCGAUGUAAAGGAAAUAGACAAGGCUAGGGCGUUAAGUAUAACGAGUGCUACCGAGGAACGUGAGGCUAUUACAGAUCGUUCGAAAUCACCAAUUAGUCCUAAAGAGAAGCCAGAUUUGAAGGCUAUUGAUAAAAAAUCACCAACGGAGGAAACUAAAUUCCCUACGGAAGCGGAAGAAAGAAAAGAGAAACCGAUAUCACCGAGCGUUUUAGAAGAACCGAAGGACCUAAAGGAGGUUGAAGAAAAGGUCGACAAACUUAAGUAUAAAUUCCCUCGUUAUUCAGAUUUAGAGGAUGCAGAGGCAGAAGAUGAGAAGUCUGCAUCUUCCAGUAUAACAAGCGUCUCAGGAGAAUCUAAAGACGCAUCAGAUGCGUCAAAGUCGUCCAGUAUUGUUGACGAGGUAUGCGAUAUAAAGGAUAUUGUGGCAAGAGAUAUGGAGAAGUCAAAAUCUCCUAGUGUCACUGGCGUCACAAGUCUCUUGGCUGAACAAAAGGAACCGGUGGAUAAAUCAAAGACACCUAGUAUUGCUGGAGAGAUUCCUGACUUAAAAGAAGUUGAAACAAAAGAUAUGGAAAAAUCUAGGUCCACCAGCAUAUCGAGUGUCUCAACUGAAGCAAAGGACGUGUCAGAUAAAUCGAAGUCUUCUAGUAUCGCUGGCGAGACACCCGACUUGAAGGACAUUGAAGUUAAAGAAAUAGAGAAGUCUAGGUCUCCCAGUGUAACGAGUAUCCUAUCCGAAGGAAAGGGAGUAUCGGAUAAGUCGAAAUCUCCUAGUAUUGCUGGCGAGACACCUGACUUAAAGGACAUUGAAGCUAAAGAAAUAGAGAAGUCUAGGUCUCCCAGUGUAACAAGUGUCCCAUUCGAAGCAAAGGACGUACCGGAUAAGUCGAAAUCUCCUAGCAUCGCUGGCGAAACACCUGACUUAAAGGACAUUGAAGCUAAAGAAAUAGAGAAAUCUAGAUCUCCCAGUGUAACGAGUAUCCUAUCCGAAGGAAAGGGAAUAUCGGAUAAGUCGAAAUCUCCUAGUAUCGCUGGCGAGACACCCGACUUAAAGGACAUUGAAGCUAAAGAAAUAGAGAAGUCUAGGUCUCCCAGUGUAACGAGUAUGCCAUCCGAAGCAAAGGACGUACCGGAUAAGUCGAAAUCUCCUAGUAUCGCUGGCGAAACACUGGAUUUAAAGGACAUUGAAGCUAAAGAAAUAGAAAAGUCUAGGUCUCCCAGUGUAACGAGUGUCCCAUCCGAAGCAAAGGACGUACUGGAUAAGUCGAAAUCUCCUAGUAUUGCUGGUGAGUCACCUGACUUAAAGGACAUUGAAGCUAAAGAAAUAGAGAAGUCUAGGUCUCCCAGUGUAACGGGUAUGCCAUCCGAAGCAAAGGACGUACCAGAUAAGUCGAAAUCUCCUAGUAUCGCUGGUGAAACACUGGACUUAAAGGACAUUGAAGCUAAAGAAAUAGAGAAGUCUAGGUCUCCCAGUGUAACGAGUAUGCCAUCCGAAGCAAAGGACGUACCGGAUAAGUCGAAAUCUCCUAGUAUCGCUGGCGAAACAUUGGACUUAAAAGAUAUUGAAGCUAAAGAAAUAGAGAAGUCUAGGUCUCCCAGUGUAACGAGUGUCCCAUCCGAAACAAAGGACGUACCGGAUAAGUCGAAAUCUCCUAGUAUUGCUGGCGAGACACCUGACUUGAAGGAUAUUGAAGCUAAAGAAAUAGAGAAGUCUAGGUCUCCCAGUGUAACGAGUGUUCCACCUGAAGCAAAGGACGUACCGGAUAAGUCGAAAUCUCCUAGCAUUGCUGGCGAGACACCUGACUUAAAGGAUAUUGAAGUUAAAGAAAUAGAGAAGUCUAGGUCUCCCAGUGUAACGAGUGUCCCAUCCGAAGCAAAGGACGUACCGGACAAGUCGAAAUCUCCUAGUAUUGCUGGCGAGACACCUGACUUGAAGGAUAUUGAAGCUAAAGAAAUAGAGAAGUCUAGGUCUCCCAGUGUAACGAGUGUUCCACCCGAAGCAAAGGACGUACCGGAUAAGUCGAAAUCUCCUAGCAUUGCUGGCGAGACACCUGACUUAAAGGAUAUUGAAGCUAAAGAAAUAGAGAAGUCUAGGUCUCCCAGUGUAACGAGUAUGCCAUCCGAAACAAAGGACGUACCGGAUAAGUCGAAAUCUCCUAGUAUCGCUGGCGAAACAUUGGACUUAAAGGACAUUGAAGCUAAAGAAAUAGAGAAGUCUAGGUCUCCCAGUGUAACGAGUGUCCCAUCCGAAGCAAAGGACGUGCCGGAUAAGUCGAAAUCUCCUAGUAUCGCUGGCGAGACACCUGACUUAAAGGACAUUGAAGCUAAAGAAAUAGAGAAGUCUAGGUCUCCCAGUGUAACGAGUGUCCCACCUGAAGCAAAGGACGUGCGGGAUAAGUCGAAAUCUCCUAGCAUCGCUGGCGAGACACCUGACUUAAAGGAUCUUGAAGCUAAAGAAAUUGAAAAAUCUAGGUCUCCCAGUGUAACGAGUGUCCCAUCCGAAGCAAAGGACGUGCCGGAUAAGUCGAAAUCUCCUAGUAUCGCUAGCGAGACAUCUGACUUAAAGGAUCUUGAAGCUAAAGAAAUUGAAAAAUCUAGGUCUCCUAGUGUAAUAAGCGUCCCAGCUGAAGCAAAAGAUGUAUCGGAUAAGUCGAAGUCUCCUAGUGUCACUGGUGAAACGCCUGAUCUGAAGGACGUUGAAGCGAAAGGUGCUGAAAAAUCUAGAUCUCCGAGUAUACCAAGUGCUCCAAUAGAAACUAAAGAUAUAUCAGAUAAAUCAAAGUCACCAAGCAUCGUCAGUGAUACGUUAGAUCUAAAAGAACUCGAAACAAAAGAUAUUGAGAAAUCCAGAUCUCCUAGUGUGACAAGUAUUUCAACGGAACUAAAAGAUAAGUCAAAGACUCCUAGCAUUACUGGUGAAACACCGGAUUUAAAGGAUAUCGAGAAGUCUAGGUCUCCUAGCAUAACAAGUAUUUCAGCGGAGUUUAAAGAAGUAUCAGAUAAGUCAAAGACUCCUAGCGUUGUUGGUGAAGAACCUGACUUAAAGGAUGUUGACAAAUCUAGGUCUCCUAGGCCUAGCGUAACUAGUGUCCUUACUGAACCAAAAGAACCAACUGAUAAAUCCAAGACACCAAGCAUUGCAGGAGAUAUUGCAGAUUUAAAGGAAGUGGAUGAAAAAGAUUUUGAUAAAUCCAGAUCUGCCAGCGUAACAAGUAUUGCAGUUGAAACGAAGGAGCUUUCGGAUAAGUCAAAGUCACCUAGUAUUGUUAGUGAGACUCUUGACUUGAAGGAGAUUGACGAAAAAGAUAUUGAGAAAUCUAGAUCUCCUAGUGUGAUAAGUGUCCCUACUGAGCGGAAAGAAACACCAGAUAAAUCCAAGUCACCCAGCAUUGCAGGUGAGAUUCCAGAAUUAAAAGACGUUUGCGUAAAAGAUUCUGAGAAGUCUAGAUCUCCUAGUGUAACAAGUAUUUCAGCCGAGCUGAGGGAACCAACUGAUAAAUCAAAGUCACCUAGCAUUGCUGGCGAGAAACCUGAUCUAGAUGAAAUUGAUGCAAAAAGUGCUGAAAAAUCCAGGUCUCCUAGUGUUGCAUGUGUUGUAACUGAGACAAAGGACACAUCCGAUAAAUCAAAAUCGCCUAGCAUUGCUGGGGAGGUUCCUGAUUUGAAAGAUGUUGAAGCAAAAGAUAUUGAGAAAUCUCGAUCUCCUAGCAUUACAAGUGUCCCAACUGAAGCGAAAGACGCAUCAGAUAAAUCAAAGUCUCCUAGUAUCGCUGGCGAAAUACCUGAUGUAAAGGACGCCGAUAUAAAAGAUACACAGAAAUCUAGAUCUCCGAGUAUAUCAAUCGCAUCAACGGAAUCGAAAGAAGUCACGGAUAAAUCAAAGUCACCCAGCAUUGUUGGAGAAGUACCUGACUUAAAAGAUAUUGAGAAAUCUAGAUCUCCCAGUAUAACCAGUAUUCCGACUGAAGUAAAGGACGUUUUGGAUAAGUCAAAGUCGCCUAGUGUUGCUGAUGAAAUUCCCGACUUAAAGGAUGUUGAGAAAUCUAGAUCUCCCAGUAUACCAGGUAUUCCUAUGGAAUCGAAGGACGUAUCAGAUAAGUCAAAAUCUCCCAGUGUUGCUGGAGAAGUUCAAGACUUAAAGGACGUUGCAAAAUCUAGAUCUCCCAGUAUACCAAGUGUUUCCACUGAAUCGAAAGAAGUAUCAGAUAAGUCAAAAUCUCCCAGUGUCGCUGGUGAAGUUCCUGAUUUGAAAGAUGUUGAGAAAUCUAGAUCUCCCAGUAUACCAAGUAUUCCUGUGGAAUCCAAGGACGUAUCAGAUAAGUCAAAAUCUCCCAGUGUCGCUGGCGAAGUUCCCGAUUUGAAAGAUGUUGAGAAAUCUAGAUCUCCCAGUAUACCAAGUAUUCCUGUGGAAUCCAAGGACGUAUCAGAUAAGUCAAAAUCUCCCAGUGUCGCUGGCGAAAUUCCCGAUUUGAAAGAUGUUGAGAAAUCUAGAUCUCCCAGUAUACCAAGUAUUCCUGUGGAAUCGAAGGACGUAUCAGAUAAGUCAAAAUCUCCCAGUGUCGCUGGCGAAAUUCCCGAUUUGAAGGAUGUUGAUAAAUCCAGAUCUCCCAGUAUUCCAAGCAUUCCUGUGGAAUCGAAGGACGUAUCAGAUAAGUCAAAAUCUCCCAGUGUCGCUGGCGAAGUUCCUGAUUUGAAAGAUGUUGAGAAAUCUAGAUCUCCCAGUAUACCAAGCAUUCCUGUGGAAUCUAAGGACGUAUCAGAUAAGUCAAAAUCUCCCAGUGUCGCUGGCGAAGUUCCCGAUUUGAAAGACGUUGAGAAAUCUAGAUCUCCCAGUAUACCAAGCAUUCCUGUGGAAUCUAAGGACGUAUCAGAUAAGUCAAAAUCUCCCAGUGUCGCUGGCGAAGUUCCCGAUUUGAAAGACGUUGAGAAAUCUAGAUCUCCCAGUAUACCAAGCAUUCCUGUGGAAUCUAAGGACGUAUCAGAUAAGUCAAAAUCUCCCAGUGUCGCUGGCGAAGUUCCCGAUUUGAAGGAUGUUGAGAAAUCCAGAUCUCCCAGUAUACCAAGCAUUCCUGUGGAAUCGAAGGACGUAUCAGAUAAAUCAAAAUCUCCCAGUGUUGCUGGCGAAGUUCCGGAUUUGAAAGAUGUUGAGAAAUCCAGAUCUCCCAGUAUAGCAAGCAUUCCUGUGGAAUCAAAGGACGUAUCAGAUAAAUCAAAAUCUCCCAGUGUUGCAGGUGAAGUUCCUGAUCUGAAAGAUAUGGAGAAAUCUAGAUCUCCUAGCAUAACAAGUGUUUCAGUGGAACUAAAAGAAACAGUAGAUAAAUCGAAAUCGCCCAGUAUUGCCGGCGAAGCUAUUGAUUUGAAGGAUGUUGAGGCUAAAGAAAUUGGGAAAUCUAGGUCUCCCAGUGUGAUUAGUGUUACAGAUGAAUCGAAGGAUAAAUCCAGGUCUCCCAGCAUUGUUGCCGAGGCACUCGAUUUGAAGGAUGUUCCCACGAAGGAUGCUGAUAAAUCUAGGUCACCUAGCGUAACAAGUGCCCCAGCGGAAGCAAAGGAUUUAACGGAUAAAUCAAAAUCCCCUAGCGUUGCCAGUGAUAUAUUAGAUUUGAAAGAUGUUGCAGAUUCCGUGGACAAAUCUAAAUCCCCAAGUGUAACAGAUAUUUCAGUAGGAUUGAAAGAUGUAUCAGAUAAGUCAAAGUCACCUAGCAUUACUGGUGAAUCACCUGACCUAAAGGAGGUUGAGACGAAAUCUAUUGACAAACCUAUAUCGCCAACUAUACCAAGUGCUGCGAAGGAAGCUAAAGAUGUAUCGGAUAAAUCAAAGUCACCGAGUAUUGCUGGCGAGGCACUUGAUGUAAAAGAAGUUGAAUUGGAAGAUAUCGUGAAAUCUAGAUCUCCGAGUAUACCAAGUGUUCCAGUGGAAUCUAAGGAUGUAGCGGGUAAAUCGGAUGUAUCCAAGUCGCCUAGCAUCGCUGGCGACACGCCUGAUUUCAAGGAUAUUGACGUAAAAGACAAAUCCAGAUCUCCUAGUGUAACAAGUGUUUUAAGUGAACCAAAGGAAGCAGCGGACAAAUCCAAGUCUCCAAGUGUCGUUGGAGAAGUUCCCGACAUAAAGGAUGUUGAAGCAAAAGAUACUGAGAAAUCCAGAUCUCCAAGUAUACCAAGUGCAACGGUGGACUCGAGAGAUGUAUCAGACAAGUCGAAAUCCCCAAGCAUCGCUGGUGACGUUUCCGAUGUAAAGGAAGUUGAAGCUAAAGACAUUGGAAAAUCCAGAUCACCCAGUGUAACAAGUGUCCUAUCAGAACCUAAGGAUAAAUCAAAGACUCCUAGCAUUGCUAGCGAGACACCUGAUUUGAAGGAAGUUGGUAUAAAAGAAACUGAGAAAUCCAGAUCUCCCAGUAUAACAAGUGUUUCAGGAGAAGCUAAAGAUUUGUCUGACAAAUCAAAGUCUCCCAGCAUCGCUGAUUUAGACGAACGCGAUAAAAGAAAAGAAAUCGAUAGUAAAAAGUUAGAUGACGAAGAGAAACAGAUUGAUAUUCGGAAAUCAGUCGAAAAGGAUGGGGCAUUAAAGACGCCAGUUAAACUGGACGAUUUUACGAAAAUAAGCGUUUCUACGACAGAGGUAACUAAAGAUAAAUCGCUAUUAAUGAAUGAUAUCUAUAAAUUAUUCCCUGUAAAUGUUGUAAUGGACCAAACGCAGGUCGAUCGAGAAGAUAUGAUGAGAAUAGCGUCUGAGAAAGAAGCAAAUAUUAAAAAGUAUAUUUUAGAAGAAUAUAUAAAUAAGGGAAGGAAGAUCACAAUGGUCGUAAUAGAAGAAAUAAUUAGAACCUAUUCAGUCUCAGAGUUGACAGUAAUGACUAUCAUAGAGACAAUUAUUAUGACGAGGAAACUCAACAGAGAUUCAGUUUUAGAUACAUCCGAGCAAAAGAUGGAGAAGUCGGAUCAUUCGAUAAGUUCUAGCGUAAGUUCCGAACUGAUUGCUUCUGAUAAAUCUACUCAAGAUAGCCCUGUACGUUCUGAGCCACAUAUCGACGAAGAAGUUUCGAUCUCAGAAGAGAAGAGAAUCGAAAUUGAGAAACUUCUCGAAGAAGACUACAUUAAGCAAGGAAAGAAAAUCACCGAAGAAAUUCUAGAAGAAAUUAUCGUCCGAUCAUCUUUACCUCGAUACAUUAUUCUAGAAAUAAUGGAGGAAUUAAUUCUGAAGAGAAAACUUACCCGAGAAUCCGUGAUCGACGUGGAGGUGUAUUAUCACGACGACGAGCCAGAUGACAGCUACGGCAAAGAUGGCUAUCGUUACGAAAAAUCUCUAGAGCUUAGAUACGAACCCGACCACGGAGAAGGUAAAAUGUCUUACGAUUACAAAACGGUGGAAUAUUCGGGACAACGCGAAGGCCAUAUGGAAACGUCGAUGACGGAUUAUUCGACAAGUUACGAGAGCCAAUUCCACAAAGCGUUCGUUGGCGGAGUAACCGAGAUACGUACGACUCAUAUAACAACGUUAUCAGGAAAAUCAACGCCAGACAUAACUCGCGAUGGAACUCCCGAUUCAAUAUCCGAGCCUACAGCUUCCACCGUAGAGAAAGUAGAAGAUAAAUCUGCCGGUAAACCAACCGGUCAUAUUUCGCCUGAUAAAGAUGUAGUUUCUACGAGUAUCGGUACUUCCACCACCAUCACCACUACAGUAACCCAGAAAUCAUCCGUUACGCACACUGUAGAAGCAAAACCUCAGAUAGUUACUGUACUGAAAGAAAGUAAAAUUGGUGAACCAGACGCGCAACUGACGGGUAAAACGGAAGUAAUUAGAAAAGUAAUCGAAUCAGACGUAGACGCGAGUAAAUCCGUACCCUCGGCCAGGCUUGAGUUCGAGGAGUUGGAAAAACGAAUUAUCAAAGGUGAAGAAGAGAUGGAAGGAGAGCCAACCGAAGAAAAAGAAGUUUCGCCAGAUGGCAAGGUGAUCGUGGUUAAAAGAAUCGUGACACGAGAAGUGUCGGAUCAAGAAGAACCCGAAACGAUUCGUAAGGUAAUAAAGCGGGAGAUCAUCGAGCAGGAUGAUCCAGUGGUGAUUACGAAAGUCAUAAAGCGCGAGAUUAUCGUUCCCGAGGGUGAGAUGGCCGACACAGACGAUCUCGAAACGAUAAAAGAAAUCGUGAGCAAAGAAACUAUCCCAUCGACCGUCGAAACUGUGAGAACAGAAACGAAGAAAAUCGUGAUUACAGGAGGCGAGAAACUGAGCGAAGAGAGUCUGACAUCGGACAUUCUGUCGGGUAUGCACGUCGACGUUAAAAAAGGAACAACAACUAUCAUCGAAACGGGUGGUAAAAUAUCGGAGAAGGACAUCAGAGAGGCUAUCGAAAAAAUGACAACCGAAGCCAGUAAGCAAAGUGAAUUUUUAAGCGACGAAGGUACCAUAAUCAAAGAAACUACUAUUAGAACCACGAAGACCGAAGAGUCUACGGAAAGGAAGAAAGAAGAGAAGAAAGUUGAAGAAGCGGAAGAAAAAUCUGAAGCGAAAUUCGUAAAGGAAGAAACGAAGCAUACGCCGAUAGAUAAACGUUCGAUGCCUCCUCAAGUACGCGAUAUCGCUUCCGACGUUCCUUCUCUGUCAGGAAGAACUACACCGGACCGAAGAUCCGAAGGUAGGUCUUUAACUGGAACUCCAGAAGGAUUCAGAUCGGGAGAGGUGAUUAGAACGAUCAUCACCACGACCAAGACAGUGUCCGACGACGGUGAGAUAGUGACGACGACCCGAGAAGUCACGGAAACCACAAACGAAAAAGGGGAGACGGUGAUAUUGGCGGAGAAAGUGGACGUGAAGGUAGACGAAUAUUUACCUAGCAAGGAUAUGACGGAAUCUUUGGGUCCCGAAAGCUCCCUUCUACGUUCCUUGCAAGAAAAAGAGAAAGAAAAAACAUCUAGCGACUUUAUGAGCAGCGCGAUGAGCAGCAGCAUUUAUGGCGAGCUACCAUCUGAAAAAGAUAUAACAAGUGGCAGCAUGCAGAAGAUCGGCGAAUCUUCCACUCUGACAGAUCAAGGUGAUUACACGUUCAAACGUUUCAUGGUGGAGAAAGAAUAUGCCGGUGAUUACAAGGAGAAAUCUGAUCCGAAGAAAUAUAUCGACGAGGCUGGACUCGACUUCGAGAAAGCUCUGUCGAUGGAUCAAAAGGAAACUAAAGAAACUGAGCCACAGGGUAAAACUAUCUCGGCGAGAUACACCAACGGUAGCGUUCGUCGAGAAGCGUCAGAUUCUGAUGGUAAAUCGGACGAUCGUAAAGAGGAGGAUCCGAAGUCUGACACGAAGAAAGAUCCGUUAGAUGGUUGGGGAACUCCAUUGGGGCUUCCUUCUCCUAUUCCACCGCACAAGUUUAACCUCAGAAACACGAAUUCCGAUAACAAUAUGAGACUAAAUUUCGACGCUAUUAACGACUGGGGUGAGCCAUUGAGACUACCUUCACCAGCUCCUGUGACCAAUGAAAUUUCUAACAAGGGUACACCCGGAACACCGAAAAAGGAGAAGAAACAAGCGAGAAAAGUUCUAUCGGAGAAUCUGAAGAACAAGAAACGCUCUGAGAGUCCGGGCAAGAACGAGAAGAAGCUGAAGGAUUCGAAGAAUAAAGUACAACCCGUCUACGUGGAUCUUACUUAUGUACCUCAUCAUGGAAACUCCUAUUACACAUCGUUGGAAUUCUUCAAGAGAGUUCGCGCGAGAUAUUACGUGUUCAGCGGUACCGAGCCAAGUCGUGAAGUCUAUGAUGCUUUGUUGGAAGCUAAGAGGACUUGGGAAGACAAAGAUCUCGAGGUAACCAUGAUCCCGACUUACGACACCGACACCCUGGGCUAUUGGGUAGCCGACAACGAAGAAGCUCUGGCUGCGAACCACAUUGACCUUUCACCUUCUGCAUCCCGAUGUACGAUUAACCUGCAGGACCACGAGACUAGUUGCAGUGCCUAUAGACUUGAAUUCUAGGGAUUGGCAGCCUGCUCAGCCGUAAUAGUUGAGUUCUGAGCGGUGUUCAGAGAGUGUACUUGAUCGCUUCAUUUCUGGACUUGCCGUUUCGCGAAUUCCUUACCGUGCCUACUAGCGGUUCAUAAAACUUUAGAAAAAUCUUAAGGAGAGGCUACAUCGAACGACUUGGACGUGGUCGUUCUACGAUCCGAAUUUCGUGCCUAAUCCCGUAUAAAUCAUAAAUACGCAGUUGUUCCUUGUUUUUAAAUGCACAGGUUUAUUGGAUCAACAACUAUAUUACCGCGACCACCGAUAACAACAUAUAGCAGCAACAAUAGCGAUAACAAAAACAAUCACGACAAAAACAACAAAAAUAACAAGACAACAACAACGAUAACGACAACAGCGAUGAGGACGAUAACAUUAACGAUGCUCUCUUCUUGCUCUCUCUAUCUAUUUUCUUUGCUUCCUUCACCUAUGAUACUUAGAUCGAUACGAUAAAAGAUAAAAAGAAUGCGAUCUUCUCCUGAACACUCGACCGUGUACGAUCUCUGCUGGUACGUGCAAAAUUUCGAUACAAAGCUGUGAAACGAUCGCGUUAGAAGCUGUCGCGAUAAACGAACCUGGCCUGUUCUCAGUUUUUUUGGACGCUUACACUCGCAAAGUUUAAAGAACGCGUCCUUUGCCUCAUUAUCUUUUUAUAUACAUACCUAUUACUCGACACUGUUAUCGCUUUGAAAGCAUCACUAAAAAAGCCGUAGAAAGAUGGAGAUACAUAGGAACAAUGCAACACAGCCUAGCAAUAACACGGACAAGACGUACAAAGGUAAAUAGAACGAAACAACGCGUACACAUAACGGGCAGAUAUUAAAGCAUCGACCACGUCGAUGAAGAAGAAAAAAGGAUUCUUCGUACAUUUUUUAUGGUCUUAAGUUCUCGACAAAAAUGAAUUCGAGUUGGAAUAUCCAAGGACGUUUCUUCGUCGAACUAACGAUCAAUCUCCUCGUCGUGAAUGUCUACUCGUGUACAGAGAUAAACGACUAUAUACGUCAAUCGGGAAGUACCACAGUGAAACGAUCCGAGUCGUGAAACAAAGUGUUUCCAAAGAUUCCUAAAGAAUAGAAGAUAUUCGCGCGGUCGCGAUCGAAUCGAAGCAAACAACAGGAAAUGCGAUAUAGGAAAACGAUUGUCCAUAUCGUCGAUGUUCCAUUCCAAAUGCCACUUAGACCCGUUAUCUUAUAGCGGAGGUAGGUGAAUAAAAAUAAAGCAAAAUCUAAAAAGGAUUCCCUUCUCGAUAACGAAGAAAGUAGAAUAUCAGAAGCAAAACUGAGACGGCGAUAAAGUAAAAAUCGUACAACAUCCAUCCAAUGGACAAAGUCCACGUUCGAUAAUCGUAUCGGAAUGAACAGCUCUGUUUUUUCGACGUUUCGCCCGAGUUUUCGGCCACCUUAAGAACAGAGUUGCUCGUUCCUGUAAUAUAAAUCCGUUUAUAGAUAUUUUUUAGAGAUGAGAAUAUUUCAUUUGCCACGUAACAAAAUACCACUAUCUAGAGCGCGCACCGUUUAUGAAAUUAGACCAAACGAUAAUCGCGGUGUCGUAUCGACGUUGAGAACUGUACAAGGGGUUUACGAAUUCCAUCGACUCGUUUUCAUUAUCUCCUCGUUGUAUCUCGCGAAAGAAACGCAAUGACGCAAUUCUGACGAUGUUUGCUUUCCAAGGGAACUUCGAUGUUCCGCGCGUCCCUAUUCCUUUUACGUGUGUCGAACCGAAGACCGUAAAAGAAAGCGUUCCAGAAACUUGACAAACCGUUUAGUUCAUUUUGUACUUAUUUCAACCAGAUCGACGAAAUACGACAAACUGCACUCGUGCGGGAUGACGAUGGUGUGACAAUUGUCCGACACACGCUAACGAUGACUAUACGUGGAACGAUUACAACGGUAAUCGUAAUGACAAUGACGAAAACACGCAUUAGCCACGAUAACGAUUCGAUCAUGACGAUGAUUCUGGUGACAACGAUGUGGACAACGCGAACGUAAACGAGAACGGUGACGAUUACCGAUUAUCGACGAUAAUGAUGGUGAUGAUGGUGACGAUGGCGACGACAAUAACGAUUACAACGGUGACAAUAAUGACGAGACGACGACAAAUAUAGUAGUGAUGAUGGCAAUGAUGAUGAUAAUCCUUGUAAGAACGAUUACAAAUCCGAAAGUAUAAGGACGACGAUGUCCUCCACGUGGGUGGAAUAAAAUUCUGCUUAACGUAAGUAACGCAAAGCGAACGUGUUUUCAUGAAUUUGAAAUACGCGUGUGAUCGAGGUAAUUUUCAUAGAACAAACGUAGCCUUAUAGAUUAUGAGAACGCACGCUCCUUAUGUUCUUAAUCGUUUCGUGAUAAAUGAUAUAAAUGAUAAGGAAAAAUUUAUUUUGUGAACGCAUAUAUAUAUAUGCGUGAAAAUAACAGAUAAGUAUCGUUCGUUGAAAGAACGAAAGCGAUCUCAUCGACCUAUCAACAAAAUUACCAUCGCAUUCGAUUUCGUGCAAGUUGACAGUUUCAAGUUUCAGAUAAUUGUAUUUAAUCGGAUUGACCACGGAGAAUUUGAGAAGAAAAUUUCGAUGGAAAUGUGUCGAAUAAUGAAAGGCAUGAAAACUGAGCAUAGCGAAAGGCCUAUAACAUCGAUCGGUUUUCACACCGAUCGGUUGUACGAAAACGAUCGUCUUACGAAUGUUACCAAGUUCGUGAAAGAGAAAAGGCAGAAUUAAGAAGAGAAACGUACAUUCUGCCAAUUGUGAUUGUCUUACGAUAACUCAAGGUCCAAUAAAUGCUCUAGUGUGUAAGUUUUUUACUGCUCGUUUAACGCAGUUUGCUCGUAAACGAUCGCUUAUUUGCUCCUCCGUGUGUAUAUUUCAUCUACUUAUUUACGCAUUUACUUUUCCAUCUUUUACACAUCUUUGUAAUUUAGGUUUAUACGUAAGAUCUUUGGACGAGAGGUUUAAAGAAGUUUGGUCUAAACGAAAAUACCUUUGCCACGUAUUAUCUUCGAUAUAAUUAUUACUACCAUCAUCAUCAUCAUCAUUAUUACUACUACUGCCGCUGCUACUAUGCUCGUCAUUACCAUUAUCAUUACUAUUAUUUAUUAUUAUUUAUUAUUCCUCCUAAUAUUAUCCCACUAUUCAUACUAUUACUAUCGUCAUUGUUAUUCUAACAAAAUCGUUAUGAUUAUCGCCAUCAUCAUUAUGAUUAUCAUAAUCAUCGCGUUACUAUUACGUAUUAUUAAUGAUCAUUAUCGUAUCGUUACAGUCGUCAUCUCUAUUAUUGUCACUGUUAUUAUUGUUAUUGUUGUUGUUGUUGUUGCAUUGUUACGUUUACCAUCGUCAUUGGCAUGGUCGUAUCGUCAUUGUCACCAUCGUCAUCGUGGACGAGAAUUUUGUCGCCUGCGACGAGAAAGAAAGAAGGAACAGAUGAAUGAAACUGAAGAAAACAUAAAUGCGCGAUAGCGAUAAAACCAUGUGUGUACCUAUGUAUUUAUGUAUUAUUUAUUGACAAACUAACGACGACCAGCUAUUUAGGUAGGAUAUUAAAAUUAUGAAAUUGAAUAUGUAACGAGAACGAUCGAAACGAGUAAACAAACACAGUUAUAUUAACAUUGGUGAAACGAAGCGAAUGGUUAGGUAUGCGCUCGUCCUCGACGAGCUAACGAAGAUGAAAGAGAAUUUUAAUUAAAAAGAAACGAGGAUGAAUAUAAAAGUUAAGAACGAGCUUUCAUUAAGACAGUUUAGAUUAAAUAUAAAGAUGAACAAAAAGGUAUAUAUAUAUAUAUAUAUAUGAACACACACACACACACAGAGACACAGACACAGACACAUACGUACAAACCGUGCGUAUGCACAUACAUAAUACAUGCAUACGACGCAAGAAACAUACAUAUAAUAUAUGAAUGGAAAGACAAAGACAAAAUAAAAAAAACUAGAAAGAAAUCUAAUACCGGGAGGAAAAAGAAUAUGCAAAGGAUUAAGAAGUGCGAACCUCAACACCUGUACGAACCCCUAAAUCGCGAUGCUUAACGGGUGUGAGAACGGUGAUACGGUUUUAUUUGAAUAUCAACUUAAAAAGAGCGUCGUAUGAAGUGUGUUUCAUACGCCUUUAACACGUAUCCGACACUCGAGCGUAUCGGGGUAAGGGCUCACGUUCGAAUUUUGGCAUGUGUUAUUAAAGAGAUUUUGCUGGAUCAAAAAGAGUACAUUGUAUCGAGCGACGUCGAAUCAGCGAUCGAACGAGACGAAUGCAAAAAGGGAGAAAAUGUCGAAAAGACAGAAAAAAAGAAAAAAUUGAAAAAGGAAAGUAAAGCAAUCGGUCUACUAAGACAUGAUAAAUCAAGAGUUUGUUUACUCCACGCGAAAUAUCGGAUACGCUAAUGUUCUAGUCAGAAGAAAAUCUCGUUUCCUAAUAUUAAAAAAAUCAUCUAGUCAUUCUUCUUCACAGUCGAUUUUCUGCCGUUACGAGACUGCGCCGCAGAUGUAAGACGAAGUACAGUUUUUCACAAUUGUAUUUAUUAUACAAAUCGCGGUUCUCACCCCUUGAAGCGCAUCAGCGCGUCGUGUUUUUCGAAUAACGAAUUAAACAAAAAAAACUUACUGUGGAGUGUUCAUGGUGCUAUAAUUACUAUUAUUAUUAUGAUUAUGGUUAUGAUUAUGAUUAUUAUGAUUAUGAUUAUUAUUAUUACUAUAGAAAUAACAAUGUUAUGCUAUAUGACAAAAAAUGAUAAUAUAAUAAAUAUACAUUAUACCUUA